AUGGCACAAUCCAGCCAGCAGUACCACCCAAUUCAUGAUGCUUCUACCCGUCUUCAACUGCCGUCUCCAUUCAAUGAAUCUUAUUCAAUGAUUGUUUUAACCGGUGGAAAAGUUUACGGACUUCCGAAUUCGACCAAUACAACACCAGAAAAUGUUUGCACGCCCCAACGAAAGGACGUGGUUAUCGCAGCCGGAAAAAUACUUGCCAUGAUGGAUCCAUCGAAAACGGUUUCAUUUAUUGAUUCUAUCCGACAUAGUGAGCUGACCAUUCUGCCUAUUUCAGUUGAAGAUCAACUCAUUAUUCCGGGACUCAUCGAUGUUCACGUUCAUGCUAUCGGAGGUGGAGGAGAACAAGGUCCGUAUUCUCGAACUCCUGAAAGUCGUUUAUCUGAAUUGAUAAGAGGCGGAUUGACGACGGUUGUCGGCAUACUUGGAACUGAUGGUGUCACCAGAAGUCUGUCAUCCUUGCUACAAAAAACGAAAGGUCUGGAACGCGAGGGUCUUACAACAUGGAUGUGGACUGGUAGUUAUCGUAUUCCUAUCGUUACACUAACCGGAUCACUGCAACAAGAUUUACUCCUGAUUGAUAAAGUCAUAGGAGCCGGUGAGUUAGCACUCAGUGAUCAUCGAUCGAGUUGGCCAUCGAAAUCUGAUCUUGUACAGCUCCUUAGUGAUGCGCGAGUCGCUGGAAUGCUCAGUGGAAAAUUAGGUGUGAUCCAUUUUCAUCUGGGUUCAGCUCCAACAAAAAUUGAUUUACUUUGGCAAAUUUUAAAUGAAACAACAAUUCCGAUUCAGCAUAUGUAUUUGACUCAUAUGUCAUCGCGAGGAGAUGAUCUGAUUGAAGAAGCCAGAAAAUGGAUCAAAGCUGGUGGUAUGUGCGACUUUACAGCUGAUGUGAACAUUAUCAAUGAAAAUGCAACUGUUAAUACGUUGAAUAAAUUUCGAGCAGAGAAACUACCAUUGAAACAAAUUACAGUAUCAAGUGAUGCUUACGGAUCAUUUCCUAAAUACGACUCCUCCGGUCGUUUAGCAUCUUACGGCAUGAGUCUUCCAGAUACAAUUCUGAGAACAAUACAAACGUUAGUGUUAAAAUAUUCAUGGCCUGUAGAAGAAGCGAUCCAAUUUUCAACAUCGAAUCCAGCGACAUAUCUCAAUUUGACAGGAAAAGGCUUUUUGGCGGAAGGCUAUGAUGCUGAUAUUGUUGUGUUGAAUCAAACAGAUCUGACACCGUUUCCAACAUCACCUCAAUAUUCUCCUCAAAGUCCAGCAUCAUCACCACGUACUCUUCAUGAUGAUGAUUUAAAUGAUAAUGGAGAUCUUAUGGAUUAA
Molecule: messenger RNA, 1329 nt
Organism: Rotaria sordida
Lineage: Eukaryota; Metazoa; Rotifera; Eurotatoria; Philodinida; Philodinidae
Source: the annotation of a GenBank genome assembly